UUCAGCGCCCCUCCCUCCCCUGACUGUCUGCUAUGAAAUAUGGAUCAAGUUAGUAAGUAGCAGCAGCAAUCCCUGUCAGAGGCAGAUGGAUCACUUUCAUUUCGCAGGAUGAUUUCUAACACCCCCGAGGAUUCCCCGAGCAGCCGCAGCCCGGCUCGGAGCGGCGAUCGGAAGAGAGUCCUGGGCGUGGAGGGGAGGUUGAAGGCGUGAGAGCAUGGAAGGGGAUGCGGGGACUCCCUCCUAGUUCCAGAGCCAGCGAGAGGCAGGGAGGGCUCCGAGCCCGGGACGCUGCUGGGAAGUGCGAUCAACCCCCUGCCCCCCGCUAGUUGGGCUGGUUUCUUUGUCUGGAAUUCGCCCCCUUCUCCCUUGGGAUGCUGGCCGUUCGCCCUGUGGCUGGGGAUGUGGAAGAAACUGUGGAAUAAUAUGGGUGGCAAUCACUCCCACAAAACUCCCGUGUUUGAUGAGAAUGAAGAUGUUAAUUUUGACCACUUUCAAAUACUGCGAGCUAUUGGGAAAGGGAGUUUUGGAAAGGUGUGCAUUGUGCAGAAGAGAGACACCAAGAAAAUGUAUGCCAUGAAAUACAUGAAUAAACAAAAGUGUAUUGAGAGAGAUGAAGUCCGGAAUGUCUUUCGGGAGCUACAGAUCAUGCAGGGCCUUGAGCAUCCCUUCCUAGUCAAUCUGUGGUAUUCUUUUCAAGAUGAAGAAGACAUGUUCAUGGUGGUAGAUCUGUUACUUGGAGGGGAUCUGCGUUACCACCUACAACAGAAUGUGCAUUUUAACGAAGGAACUGUUAAAUUAUAUAUUUGUGAAUUGGCACUUUCACUGGACUAUUUGCAGAGAUAUCAUAUAAUUCACAGAGAUAUCAAACCUGACAACAUACUGCUGGAUGAGCACGCUCCAGAAGUGUUCCAGGCCUUUAUGGAUGGAGGUCCAGGAUAUUCAUACCCAGUAGACUGGUGGUCACUAGGAAUUACAGCAUAUGAAUUGCUGCGGGGUUGGAGGCCAUACGAAAUUCAUUCAGCCACUCCAAUUGAUGAGAUCCUCAACAUGUUCAAGAUAGAAAGAGUUCAUUACUCAUCCACAUGGUGCAAGGGCAUGAUAGCAUUACUGAAAAAGCUCCUCACUAAGGACCCUGAGUGCCGCCUUUCAAGUCUUGCAGACAUUCAGAGCUCUCCGUACUUAGCUGAUAUCAACUGGGAUGCUGUCCUGGAGAAAGCUGUGACACCAGGCUUUGUUCCUAAUAAAGGAAGACUGAAUUGUGACCCUACAUUUGAACUAGAAGAAAUGAUUUUGGAGUCCAAACCCCUUCAUAAAAAGAAAAAGCGACUUGCAAAAAACAAAUCCAAAGAUGGAGCGAAAGAAAGCUGUUCACUGAAUGUACACCUGCAGCAGUGCUUGGAAACUGUGAGGAAAGAAUUCAUCAUAUUCAACAGAGAAAAACUGAGAAGACAGCAGGAACAGAGUGGGCCGACGUCUAGUUUGGACAGGAGAGCAUCCCUUCAAACACAUGGAAAACUUCAGGAUGGACGCAACAACAACCUACUGGGACAUGGGUGCACAAAAGGCUGCAGCAGCUAGUUAGACACGCAUCUUGUUGCACAGUUUAACACCGAAAGGGUCCGUGAAAGCUCGUUUCUGUGCACAGCUUGAUAUUUCACCUCCCCCCCCAGGAAAACUGACUCCUACAAAAAGUGCAAUCCCAUUGCUGAGUACAAAGAUACAAAGCACACAGAUUGGGAGCUCAAUUUACACAGAUGACACUGUUUCUCUUUAGACUGUGCUACCAGAAAAAUGACCAUCAGCAGCAAAAUAAAAGGGGUUUCUAUGUUGACCCUCCUUUUGUAACAUCUUCAAAAUCCUGGAACAAAACUUGAAAGAAUUCAUUUGGACAUAGUCUCCAAGGUUGGCAGGUUUCUGGUUACCUGUAAGAUACAGUUCUGUCUGGGCCAGCGUUGUCCUUAAAAUCUUACAUUAUCAAAUGUUAAAGGAAAUACUCUGCCGUCUCUGUUAAUUAAAACAAAAAUUGGAAUAUGGAAUUUUGUGAGACUGCUAAACACAGCCCAAACAUUUGCCAUCAAGGUCAUAAUGUAUGUAUACAAUGUAAAUAUAUUAAUGUAGUGUGAAAUAGACCAAAUAUCUAAUACUUUCAUUUAACUACCCGAAAUGAGUUGAAAGAUUCGUAGCAUGAAUGUAUUUACAUUGUUCUUUAACUUUAUGCAUUCUGUUAGAUAGUAGAAGACCUGAUCCUGGUCUCAUUAAAGUCAAUGAGAGGUUUGUUGUUGAUUUUAGUGGAAGCAGAAUCAGACACAUGGAUAGUGUAUUAUUAUGAAGGUGAAAGAUCAUAGGCUGCGCAAGUGAGAACUCAAAAUCUGAGAACUAAAAUUGUUAGAAAUUUGCUCAUGUUCCUAACAUUUAGAGAGAAAGAUGUUGUUAUAAACUGUGAAAAAGUAAUGUGUCUGUUUCCAGUGAUCUGUUCUGGUUAAGAAUUGUCUUGGAUAGGGAAAAAUACAUCCACUUACUUAGGAGUAACACUGAUACAAAAUACUUUUUUUAAAAAAAAUUAUGGACACCUCCAUAUAUUUAUAGUAUUUUCAUAAUUUGGUACAUCCACAUUUUGUUAAUAAAUGCAUAAUUGUUCUGUGUUGUUCUUUUGAUAUUUUUUAAGAUCAACAUCUGUAAGCAAAUCUUCAUUUUCAACUUUAAAAAAAAAUAAAUUAGACUUUUUGGAAGCGAUAAUAAGCAUAUUUUAUUUAAAGUAUUCUAUUUUUAUUGUAUUGAUUAUAGCUUAAUUUUUUUACACAAAUCCUAUUUGUUUUUUAUAAUUGAAUCUAUUUUUAGAUUUGGUUGCACAUUAUGUAUAAUUUUUGGCAUAAAACAGUCAUAAUUUAGAUCCUUGCAGCUUACAAGUCUAGUGUAGUGAAAUAGAAUGAUUUUAGAUCUAUCAUCUGAAAAUGAUGUUGUUAAUUGCUUAGCUGUGGCAUAGCCUGGAAUAAAUACAAGAUCAAGACAAGGAGCAGAGUUUUUCUGGGCCCAUAGAGGGCAACUUUCAUUGUCCAAAAUAAACCUUUUUGCUUAUACUUUUUUAGAAUGACCUUGUUCUUGCUGAAAGUUUGUUUCUCUUGGGGAAAAAGCACAGCUGGUACAAUUUCAUGUGGUUUCUAGAGACUUCCAUAUUCCUACUGUAAUUUAAAUGAACAUACAGGAAAUGGUCCUGAAAGUACCCAUAUGAGUGAAUUUACUUCUUUGAGUAGUCUCUUCUUUGAGUAGUGAGAGACCACUCACAUAAGUAAAUGUUUGCAGGCUCAGCCCUAUCUAUGAUAAAUAUAGGUAGUGCAUGAAAUACUUGUAAAGUUGAAAAGAGAAUGACCAAUCCAGAACAAUGGCUAUACACAUUGUAAUUAUGAUUGUUUUGGGUGAAAUUACAUUUCUGUUACCGUUGUCCAUGUUCGGUCUGGUGCAACAUUGGCAACAUAAGGGAUUCUGUGUCCAUGGAA
Terrapene triunguis (Three-toed box turtle) is the source of this 3494-nucleotide messenger RNA. RefSeq names its product serine/threonine kinase 32B (gene STK32B). Gene Ontology annotation, biological process: regulation of signal transduction; protein phosphorylation; G protein-coupled receptor signaling pathway. Gene Ontology annotation, molecular function: G protein-coupled receptor kinase activity; ATP binding; G protein-coupled receptor binding. Lineage: Eukaryota; Metazoa; Chordata; Testudines; Emydidae. The coding region runs from base 400 to 1578 and encodes 392 amino acids. The record is from RefSeq and is a predicted model, not a curated record. The transcript is spliced from 11 exons.